AAUAGAUACAAUUUAAUAUCACGCCCACGAACAAGUACCUUUCGUUGAAUAGAAAGAAACAGUGUUUGAUAGCAGGGUGAUUUUAUGUGAGAAUAAGAGAGAGAAUAUCACUACUAUACAUUCUCGCGAGUAGAUAGUCCCGUUGUAGGUCAGACAGAGUGCGGGUGAGAGACAAGGACAGCAAUAUGGGUGCAUGAGAAGGGGGAGUUUGGAUAUGGCAGCCAAGCAGUUUGUCGUUUGCCUUCCUAAGGUUCGGGCCGUUCGGUCAUUUGAUUGUCUGUAAUAUCGGGUCUCGAUUUAAUCGGCACUCGAUUUUGUUUCUUACGGUUCUUGUUAUUGCUAAAGUGGUUACGAUUGAACGAAGAUUUCCGCGGGGAGUGCAGGAGUAUUGCUCCUGGGGAGGGAUGCUCAACAAUAUUUCUGCAGGAACUUCCAUUCAUGGCAUCACCGGGGCGAAGGAUCUUCAUGCGCAAGAGCUGAAACACGAAAAAUUGGACGGUGUCCUGGGGACAAAUCUGGGAGGAGGUCUGUCUACUGGUGGAGGGCUUACACUUCAUCAAGAAUUAAUAAUGGGCAUGCCUGGAGCAGGUGCCGGUGGUAUUGGUCAGGGUGAUGACAAACCCACAAAGCAGAAACGCCAUCGGACACGAUUCACUCCUGCCCAAUUAAAUGAAUUGGAAAGAUGUUUUGGUAAAACUCAUUAUCCAGACAUUUUUCUAAGAGAAGAAAUAGCCAUGCGGAUCGGACUGACUGAAAGUAGAGUGCAGGUGUGGUUUCAAAAUCGUCGAGCGAAAUGGAAGAAACGUAAGAAGACAACAAACGUAUUUAGAACACCAGGAGCUUUACUACCGUCCCAUGGACUUCCACCUUUCGGAGCAAUGGGUUCAGAUCUUUGUGGAGCUGCCGGAAUGUUUCACACUCCAGCAGAUCGAUGGGCAAUGGGCCCAGGACUAGGACAACUCAGUCAAAGUAGCAUGGGUAUGGCUAGUUUCGGGCAAAGUUUAGGACAAUUAAGUCAGCAGACUUCUGGGAGUCUUGGCUCAAGUUUAGGACUUGGCAAUUCUACCCUACCAAUCAGUAGCCCAUCGCAAACCGUUUAUCAAGCAACCUAUGGACUUAAUUCCCUGGGUGGAGUUCAUGUGACAGCUUCCCGCGGUUCACCACCGGGUGCAUCGUCUGUGGGUACGGGCGGUGGCCAGAGUAGUGGUGGUGGCCUCGGGGGUGGUGGAAUGAAUUGUGGACAGGGUUCGCCUGGAGCUGCAUCCGGUAGUGGCGGUGGUGUUUCCUGUGUUGGCAGUGCGGAUGGGAGUGCCGGCGAAGCUACCGAUUGGAGAGGUGCACACAGCAUCGCGGCGCUCAGGCGUCGUGCCUCCGACGCCUCCCAGCAAUACAGUCCGCAGCCUCCACCACCCUCUGGGCCUCCACAAUACUCAUCCCACGAUCUCGAAUACAGUUCAGUGUAUUGAAGAUAUAUUAAGUCUGUGAGACUUGCAGUCGAGCGAAGAAAGACCACUUUAAAUUUAUUCUCAAGUUAACUCUACACAAUAUCAGUUAUAUGAAUUUUUUACGGAAAAAAAAUAAAAAAAAAAAAAAAAAUAGAUACAAUUUACUUGCAAUUUACAACUGAGUUUUUCAUUUUUCGUUUAAGUGCACUCAAGUUCUUCGUAUCUUAUUAUUAAAUUUAUUUUAAUCCAUAUUUUCGAUUCAAUAUAUCAUUAUUAAAUAUCACGUUUCCUCACGGAAAACGUAUAUAUUACAUGAAUGUUUAACAUAGAGAUAAACAUAUGAAAAAACAUAUAUAUCUAUUAGAUUGGGCCGAAAAAAAUUCAGAAUCACAAAAAAAAUAUUAUGAAAGCUUGAACCCCUAAUAUUAAUAGUAAAAGAUCUAUUAUUGAUCUUUUCUUGAAUCUAUUAUUGAAUUUUUGAAGAAAAUUAAAUGUUAAGAAAAGCUCUGAUUCAAAAUUUCUGUCAAAUUUAAGCAUUUGCACAUAAUUACGCCUAUAACUUGGAUUUUUCGUUAAAUUUACUCAUUCAAAAGUUAUCCAAGAUUGGAGUUGAAGUCAAAAUGAAAUUUCAAAAAUUUUCGAUGAUAAAUAAUACAGUCAAAUUUAUUUACCAUCAAAAGCUAUUUUCCUAAAAAAAAUGUAUUUUUGCUAAACAACUACACAAAAUGUGGUAAAAACAAUUCUUUUUAUUCUUAACUAUAAUUUUUGAAAUUAUAAUAAAUUUCUACAAUACUUU
This is a messenger RNA of Cotesia glomerata, 2241 nucleotides long. RefSeq names its product homeobox protein orthopedia-like (gene otp). Lineage: Eukaryota; Metazoa; Arthropoda; Insecta; Hymenoptera; Braconidae. The transcript is spliced from 6 exons. Gene Ontology annotation, molecular function: DNA binding; DNA-binding transcription factor activity, RNA polymerase II-specific. The record is from RefSeq and is a predicted model, not a curated record. The coding region runs from base 405 to 1466 and encodes 353 amino acids. Gene Ontology annotation, biological process: regulation of DNA-templated transcription; neuron differentiation.